Sciurus carolinensis (gray squirrel) is the source of this 2770-nucleotide messenger RNA. RefSeq names its product UDP-glucuronosyltransferase 1-6-like. Lineage: Eukaryota; Metazoa; Chordata; Mammalia; Rodentia; Sciuridae. The coding region runs from base 496 to 2094 and encodes 532 amino acids. Gene Ontology annotation, molecular function: UDP-glycosyltransferase activity. The record is from RefSeq and is a predicted model, not a curated record. The transcript has 5 exons.
CAGCCUUCGCUGUGAUGACCAGAAGGUGUGGGGUGGGUGCUACCUUGCUGUUUGCAGCCUUGAAUUUGUCAACUGUUCAGUUAUUGUUUCCUUUCUGUUCUGGGAAAAGUGGCAGGAGAGUGUGAAGCGUGGAUAGCUCCUCCUCCCUGGGCAUGGCUGGGGGUCCAUUCAGGACAGAGAGCCACCGGCCCUCAGAGCUCUAUCCAGGCGCCCUCGAACUGGGGCAAGGCCUCUUAGAAAGGGAAAGGCAUUUCGGCAGAAACAGUCAAGAAGCCAGAAUCUCAAUGGUGGCUGGCAAGGGUGUAAAUGGUCUGAGGCAACUGUGUGAUUAAAUAUGGUUAAAUAUUAAUUUGACUUCUUUUGUCUCAAAGGGCAUGAUUCAAGCAAGGGAGAAGCAGCCAGUGUGUGAGAUCUCCAGCUGGCUUAGGAGAAUUGCUGGGAGCCCUGUGUUUCGGGCACACAGACAGUCCACUGUUGUUUCCCACUCCCGCUAGGAUGUGUGUCCUCCUUCCUGCGGUUCAGAGAGUUUCUGCAGGGCUUUUGUUUGUGGCAGUUUGGGGCACAGUUGUAGGGGACAAGCUGCUGGUGGUCCCUCAGGAUGGAAGCCACUGGCUUAGUAUGAAGGAUAUAGUUGAGCGUCUCAGUGACCGGGGACAUGACAUCGUGGUGGUGGUGCCAGAAAUCAAUUUGCUUCUGAAAGAAUCAAAACAGUACACGAGGAAGGCCUACCCCGUGCCCUAUGACCGGGAAGAGAUGGAGGACCGUUACCGCUCUUUUGGAAAGCAUCACUUUGCUGAGCGAUCCUUGCUGACUGCUGCUCAGACAGAGUACAGGAAUAACAUGGUUGUCAUCGACAUGUACUUCGUCAACUGCCAGAGCCUCCUGCAGGACUCUGACACGCUGAGUUUCCUCAAGGAGAGCAAGUUCGAUGCUCUCUUCACCGACCCGGCCUUACCCUGUGGCGUGAUCCUGGCCGAGUACCUGGGUCUGGCCUCUGUGUACCUCUUCAGGGGCUUCCCGUGUUCCUUGGAGCACGCCUGGGGCGGGAGCCCGAACCCCGUGUCUUACAUUCCCAGGUGCUACACCACGUUCUCAGACCACAUGACCUUCCCCCAGCGCGUGGCCAACUUCCUCGUUAAUUUCCUGGAGAGCUAUCUGUUCCACUGUCUCUACUCAAAGUACGAGGAGCUCGCAUCAGGCCUCCUCGAGGGAGAGGUGAGCCUGCCUGCCUUGUAUCAGAAGGACCCCGUGUGGCUGUUGAGAUACGACUUUGUGUUGGAGUACCCCAGGCCAGCCAUGCCCAACAUGGUCUUCAUUGGAGGGACCAACUGCAAGAAGCGGGGUGUCCUGUCUCAGGAAUUUGAAGCCUACGUCAAUGCCUCUGGAGAACACGGAAUUGUGGUUUUCUCUUUGGGAUCAAUGGUCUCAGAGAUUCCAGAGAAAAAAGCUAUGGAAAUUGCUGACGCCUUGGGCAGAAUACCUCAGACAGUUCUGUGGCGCUACACCGGAAGCCCACCAUCGAAUCUCGCCAAGAACACGAAACUUGUCAAGUGGUUACCCCAGAAUGACCUGCUUGGUCACCCGAAGACCCGUGCGUUCAUCACACACUCUGGCUCCCACGGAAUUUACGAAGGAAUAUGCAAUGGCGUCCCCAUGGUGAUGCUGCCCUUGUUCGGUGACCAGAUGGAUAAUGCGAAGCGCAUGGAGACCCGGGGAGCUGGCGUGACCCUGAAUGUCCUUGAGAUGACUUCUGAUGAUUUAGCAAAUGCUCUAAACACAGUCAUCAAUGACAAAAGCUACAAGGAGAACAUCAUGCGCCUCUCCAGACUCCACAAGGACCGCCCCAUUGAGCCGCUGGACCUGGCUGUGUUCUGGGUGGAGUUCGUGAUGAGGCACAAGGGAGCCCCGCACCUGCGCCCUGCCGCCCACGACCUCACCUGGUACCAGUACCACUCCCUGGAUGUCAUCGGCUUCCUCCUGGCCAUCGUGCUGGGAGCGGCAUUCAUCGCCUUUAAAUGUUGUGCCUUUGGCUGCCGGAAGUGCUUUGGGAAGAAAGGGAGUGUUAAGAAAGCCCACAAAUCCAAGUCCCACUGAGAAGUCGGUGUGAAGUGAGGUGAAAUUCUGAUCUAUCCUCCAAUCAAUGUUGAACUCGAAAACAGGGUCAGUGUUAGAUCAAUUUUAUUCUUAUUAAAAAAAAUACUUUGCCAUAAGUUAGACAUCCCCAGAGCAUUAAAAAUAAAGGAAAGUAAUCUAAUAGCCAGUCACACCUGCGGGUGCAGGUGUGUAGACACAGUCUGCUUCUUCAGUGCUUCCCAUCCGGGCUCUGCCUGACCUCCCACGUGGCUUACGGGGAGGCUCGGCAUUCUGCGCUGCUUUUCUCAGUAGAAGCACAGGGUUCACAGCUGGUCCCGCGGUUCCCUUACCUCGCAUGGCGGUUUUCGCACCACCAUCGGGGUUGUGGACUGUUGUGGUCCUUUCUGUCACCACGGGCCGGCAGUCCUCACUUCCAAUCAGGUCUCCUCAGAGUCACUUUUUGUGUCUAAAGAAGGAAACCUUGAUACCUUUAGGGUGUACUUGAUACACAUGAAUGGGUCGGAGUCCCUGAGAGCAGUGUAUGAUUUCUGACUUUGGGGAAAAGGAAAUGAUGCUGUAAAAUUGGAUGGUGUAUUUACAAGGAUAAUCAUUGCUUGUGUCAAUGACAGAAACCAGGUAUAUUUUAUCUGAUAGUUUUCACAACUAAAAAUUCAUUAAUAAAUUGGUAUAAAUUAUA